AUGGGUGCCAAACAUAUUCGUACUAGUCUACGUCAUCCUCAAGCAAAUGGUUUAAUUGAACGUUUUCAUCGGACUCUGAAAACUGCAAUGAAAUGUAAGCAUGAACAUCAAUGGUCUGAUGCAAUACCUUUGAUUGUGUUAGCGUUUCGAAAUAUCUUUAAAGAAGACCUGAAAGCAACUCCACCAGAAAUGGUAUAUGGGAAAACUUUGCGGUUGUCGAGCGAUUUCCUGGAACAAGGUAAUAAUGACAAAAUCCCAGAACAUGAAUUCGUGGAAAACAUGAGACAGAUGAUGUCUCAAAUACGAUCAGUUCCUACAUCAUAUCACUUAAAUGAAAAGGUAUUUUUACAGAAGGAACUGCAACAUGCUACUCACGUGUUUUUGAGGGAUGAUAAUGUCCGCCCACCAUUACAAACACCGUACGAUGGGCCAUUUAAGGUAGUGAGGCGUUCAGACAAGACGUAUGAUCUUCUAAUCAAAGGAAAACCUGUGCAGGUGAGUGUUGAUCGGGUAAAGGCAGCAUUUUUAUCAAGUGGCAAUGAAGACGUAAACCCAUCACGUACAGAAAAUAUGGCAGAUACUCGAAUAGAUACCAAACGUAGUAAUGUAACACGAAAGGGACGAUUAGUGCAGGUUCCAAGAAGAUAUGUUAAAUUUGACUUAACGUGA
Teleopsis dalmanni is the source of this 669-nucleotide messenger RNA. RefSeq lists its product as uncharacterized. The transcript has a single exon. The record is from RefSeq and is a predicted model, not a curated record. Gene Ontology annotation, molecular function: nucleic acid binding. Lineage: Eukaryota; Metazoa; Arthropoda; Insecta; Diptera; Diopsidae. The coding region runs from base 1 to 669 and encodes 222 amino acids.